AUGGACCAACGAACCCGGCUGCGCAAGGCUUGUGAUGCCUGUAGUAUUCGCAAAGUGAAGUGCGACACCAGCGGACCACCCUGUCGGUCGUGCGCAAGCUUAGACAUUCCUUGUACCUAUGAACGACCGAGUCGCCGGCGUGGUCCCCCCAACCGCCAUGCAGAAGCAUUCAAAAAGCAGAAAUUAGCAGAAUCCCCUUCGGGCUCUCCGAGUCCGUCAGACCACACUACUACCCCGGGUCCUCCAGCAUCGACGCCCUCAGCAAGCCCGGUUCUCCUGUCGCUGGAAUCCAUUUGUUCAUUGCCUACAGUCCGACUGCUCAUAGAUGAUUUCUUUACCUUCAUUCACCCAUUGGUUCCCGUUCCCCAUGAACCCACAUUCCGCGCCUCUUUGGAGCGACGAGAGGACCUCACCAAUCCCACCUUUCUAGCCCUCACGGCCGCCAUGAUCGGGACCCUAGUGGCCUCCUUUCCGCGACGACCCAAACAGCACAUCAAGACGGAAGCCGAAAAAGCAGCAUUCCCGCACUCAAUGGCACUGGUCAAGCGGUGCCAUGACGUCGCAGUCCAAGCUCGGGGCUCCGGCUACCUUGACCGAAGCGCAACGAUCUACGAUGCCGCCAUCAGCUAUUUUCUCGGCCUCUGCUCGGGAUAUGUCUGGCACAUACGCCGAUGUCGCGCAUACUUGGCCGAAUGUCUGACCAUGAUACAUGUGUACGAUCUCUGCCGCCAGUCGAACCGCUUUUCAUCAAUGACUCCGACUAGCCCGUCUUCCUCGUCACGUUAUUCGCAAGAUCCGUCUGGUGCGAUGGCUGAUAAUCCCGUCGAUAUCAUCGAGCAGGAACUCGGGCGACGUUUAUUCUACACCACCAUCGCCGGCUAUCGGACGUUGCAGCAGCUAGGCUCUGGCGACGCAACUAUCCAUGUGCCUUCCGAGACUCCUACUGAACGCUAUCCUCCUCUGCCACUCGAGGUGGACGACGAAUAUAUCUUCUCAACUCAUGUGGAUCCACAACCACCCAAUCGGGUGUCACUUUUGGUGGGCUUUAAUGCCAACGUUCGUGUGCUGCAUUCUUACAAUGCCCUCUCCGCCUGGGAGACGGCGUUUGGGCGCGGCCAGAUCUUUGACUGGAACCGGCAACGUUCCCUGAUGUGGGAGUGUCUGCAACAGGCUAAAGCUGCACUCUCUAGUGUCCCCAGAGAACUGGUGAUUCGGCUGUCCGAUGACUCUAGGUCGAGCAAUGGGCAGGGCCACUUCAGUCCCACGCCCAUUGCGGAGGAUACCCGUCAUGUACAAUAUGAGAUCCAAAAGGCGAACAUGUACGCAACCCAGCUAGGCACCAGGUCAUACUUGGUUGAGAAAUAUUGGACCUUGUAUGGGGCAUGGAAAAUGCAGCGAAAACUGUCCGACGAACAAAUCCCCCUGAGCCCUCGAACCACCAUCAAGGUCGAGGGCGAGCAGUCACAUAACCAGGACAUAUCCGAUGCGGAUGCGCAAUCCGACCACAUUGGUCAGAUGAUGGCCGAAGAGCGUCGGCUCGUGAUCCGCGACUUGUUCAUCUUGUUGCAGUCGGUCAACGAAGUCAACAUGGAGCCCAAUGGUGGCAGCUUUACCUCCAAAGUUCGGCAAGUCGCAUCCACAUUACUCAACUUCCCUCAUCACAGCGUGAUCACCCCCUCCAUGUCAGGCCCGCACCCUCUCACCACGACCGAAGCGGAAACCUACCUUCGCGCAUUCAUCGACACACUUGUCCGCCUCGAGGGGGUGAGACCAGGUCUGAUAGCAGCUGGGACUAGUCCCGGGUCACAUCGGCAAUCGAUCAGCUAUCUAAGUGAUCACGACCGUGACGAAGAAGAGCUGCGCCAGUGGGCCAGUUUGAAAGAAUACCAAUCCAAGUUUGCCGAAGCAGGGGGAGUGUUAUCCGAACUGUGA
Aspergillus sclerotioniger CBS 115572 is the source of this 1932-nucleotide messenger RNA. RefSeq lists its product as uncharacterized. NCBI's taxonomy places the organism in Eukaryota, Fungi, Ascomycota, Eurotiomycetes, Eurotiales, Aspergillaceae. The record is from RefSeq and is a predicted model, not a curated record. The transcript is spliced from 3 exons. Gene Ontology annotation, biological process: positive regulation of transcription by RNA polymerase II. Bases 1 to 1932 code for a protein of 643 amino acids. Gene Ontology annotation, cellular component: nucleus. Gene Ontology annotation, molecular function: DNA-binding transcription factor activity, RNA polymerase II-specific; sequence-specific DNA binding; zinc ion binding.